Choloepus didactylus (southern two-toed sloth) is the source of this 4474-nucleotide messenger RNA. It is a transcript of the gene MICAL1, whose product is annotated as microtubule associated monooxygenase, calponin and LIM domain containing 1. The transcript has 25 exons. The coding region runs from base 1074 to 4292 and encodes 1072 amino acids. The record is from RefSeq and is a predicted model, not a curated record. Lineage: Eukaryota; Metazoa; Chordata; Mammalia; Pilosa; Megalonychidae. Gene Ontology annotation, molecular function: protein binding; FAD binding.
GCCGUGCGCCCUCCUGCCCGCGGGGCCCGGGGCGUGGGGCCUCCCGGGGAAAUGCAGUCCCCGGCGCUCGGAGACCACGCCUGCCUGGUCCGGCCGGCCCCUCCCUGUUCUCCGCCGCGCCCUGCUCGGCUCCCCCUCCAGACUUUACAGUCCGAGUGUGGGUACCCCGCAUCUCGCCUCCGGUGGUGCCUUUCCUUCUCCAUCCUUCCAGUCCGCUCCGCCGGAGCCGCCUCCGCCCCUCGUACCUCCCUUGUCGUGGACUUCUCCCCUUUCGUGGAGAUCUUCCUCCUCCCAAUACCUCCCCCAAGGCGGACCUUUGCCCUUCCUGGAGUUCCGUCCGCCCUCGUCCUAGUGACCCGCAGCAGGGACCUUAAGUCCCCUUCCCCUGCCUCGGCGCGGCUCGCUGGGCUCCGGCUGGGGCGGGAGGGGCGGCCCGAGAGGCCGGAGGUUCAGCCCCAGGGACCUGCCCCCAUCGCUGCCUCCCCCACUCCCUAACUUCCCCCCUGAACCACUCCAUCCUCCGUACUCUGCUCCCUCCCGGGCCGAGCGUGGGGAAGCCUCUCCGACACCCCUCAAGUUGCGUGGGGAACGGGAGCGGGGGAGGGGGGACAAGGAGAGGCCUUGUCUGGGAAGAUUCCGGAGAGAGCUCAGCGUGCCCGAGCGCCGAAGGGGACGGGGCGGGGCGCCGAGGGAGUGGGCGGACGCUGGGUGGGGCUGCCCAGCUGCUGUCGCCCCCCACCCGCCCGCGGGGCCCUCGGGAGCCACUUCGCAGGGAAGUGUCUUGACCACAGUGAGUCAGAAAUAGACCCAGGCCUCCCGCCAGUCAGUCGCAACAUCCUCUAGCUGUUGAGGUAGUUUUGCAGGUGGGAAGUGGAACCUACCCAGUCAGAGACUGCCUUCCCUCCCCGAGAAGGCGAGCACGAGUGCAGAGGAGGAAAACUUUGUCCCUGGCUUGAGAGACACUCCACAUCCAGCGCGGCACUCAAGCCUGCAAGGGGCGCCUGGUGCAGCGAGAUGUAGGCCACUGGGCCUGUGCUCAGCUGCUUCCCUCCCUGGGAGCCUUGUGGGCCUCCAUGGCGUCGCCCACCCCCACCAACCCAGCACAUGCCCAUUUUGAGAGCUUCCUGCAGGCUCAGGUGUGCCAGGAUGUGCUGAGCAGCUUUCAGGGGCUAUGCAGGGCUCUGGAUGUGGAGCCCGGUGGGGGUCUGCCCCAGUACCACAAGAUCAAGGACCAGCUCAACUACUGGAGCGCCAAGUCGCUGUGGGCCAAGCUGGACAAGCGAGCGGGCCAGCCUGUCUACCAGCAGGGCCGGGCCUGCACCAGCACCAAGUGCCUGGUGGUGGGUGCUGGACCUUGCGGGCUGCGGGCUGCUGUGGAGCUGGCACUGCUGGGGGCCCGCGUGGUGCUGGUGGAAAAGCGCACCAAGUUCUCUCGCCACAACGUCCUUCACCUCUGGCCCUUCACCAUCCAUGACCUGCGGGCACUCGGCGCCAAGAAGUUCUAUGGGCGCUUCUGCACAGGCACCCUGGACCACAUCAGCAUCCGGCAGCUUCAGCUGCUCCUGCUGAAGGUGGCAUUACUGCUGGGGGUACAAAUUCACUGGGGUGUCACUUUCACUGGCCUCCAGCCCCCUGCCAGAAAGGGGAAUGGUUGGCGUGCCCAGCUUCAGCCCAGCCCCCCAGCCCAACUGGCCAACUACGAAUUUGAUGUUCUCAUCUCGGCAGCCGGAGGUAAAUUUGUUCCUGAAGGCUUCACGGUGCGAGAAAUGCGUGGCAAACUGGCCAUUGGCAUCACAGCUAACUUUGUGAACGGGCGCACUGUGGAGGAGACGCAGGUGCCUGAGAUCAGUGGGGUGGCCCGGAUCUACAACCAGAGCUUCUUCCAGAGCCUGCUCAAGGCCACAGGCAUCGAUCUGGAGAACAUUGUGUACUACAAGGACGACACCCACUACUUUGUGAUGACAGCCAAGAAACAGUGCCUGCUGCGGCUGGGGGUGCUGCGCCAGGACUGGCCGGACACUGACCGGCUGCUGGGCAGUGCCAAUGUGGUGCCCGAGGCUCUGCAGCGCUUUGCCCGGGCAGCUGCAGACUUCGCCACUCAUGGCAAGCUUGGGAAGCUGGAGUUUGCCCAGGAUGCCCACGGGCGGCCUGACAUCUCUGCCUUUGACUUCACAAGCAUGAUGCGGGCAGAGAGUUCUGCUCGUGUGCAAGAGAAGCACGGUGCCCGCCUGCUGUUGGGACUGGUGGGAGACUGCCUGGUGGAGCCCUUCUGGCCCCUGGGCACUGGAGUGGCCCGGGGCUUCUUGGCAGCCUUUGAUGCAGCCUGGAUGGUGAAGCGGUGGGCAGAGGGCGCUGGGCCCCUAGAGGUGUUGGCUGAGCGCGAGAGCCUAUACCAGCUCCUGUCACAGACAUCCCCAGAAAACAUGCACCGCAAUGUGGCCCAGUACGGGCUGGACCCAGCCACCCGCUACCCCAACCUGAACCUCCGGGCUGUAACCCCCAAUCAGGUGCGUGACCUGUAUGACGUGGUGGCCAAGGAGCCUGUGCGGAGGAAGAGUGACAAGACAGAUGCAGGAAAGCUGGCCACCGGGUCGGCGGGCACCCAGGAGGAGCUGCUGCAUUGGUGCCAGGAGCAGACGGCUGGGUACCCGGGGGUCCAGGUCACUGACCUGGCUGCCUCCUGGGCCGACGGGCUGGCCCUGUGUGCGCUGGUGCACCGGCUGCAGCCCAGCCUGCUGGAACCCUCAGACCUGCAGGGGGCAGGGGCUCUGGAGGUGACCGCUUGGGCACUGAAGGUGGCAGAGCAGGAGCUGGGCAUCACGCCGGUACUGUCUGCCCAGGCAGUGGUGGCAGGGAGUGACCCGCUGGGCCUCAUUGCGUACCUCAGCCACUUCCACAGUGCCUUCAGGGGCAAGCCCCAUGGCCCAGGUCCUGCCAGUCAGGGCUCUCCAGGGACCCCCAGUGCUGUCCUCUUCCUUGGCAAACUGCAGAGGACCCUGCAGCGGACCCGGGCCCAGGAAAAUGGGGAAGAUGCCAGUGGCAAGAAGCCUCGCUUGGAGGUAGAGGCUGAGACCCCAGGUACUGAGGAGCCACCUGUCCCAGAGCCCAGCAUGCCCCCGACACCCCCACCCCAACACCAGGAGGCUGAUGCCGGCGACCUGUGCGCAAUCUGUGGGGAACACCUCUAUAUUCUGGAACGCCUCUGUGCCGACGGCCGUUUCUUCCACCGGAGCUGCUUCCAUUGCCAUCUCUGUGAGGCCACACUGUGGCCCAGUGGCUAUGGGCAGCACCCAGGAGAUGGACAUUUCUACUGCCUCCAGCACCUGCCACAGCCAGGCCACAAAGAGGAUGGCAGCACUGGGGGCCCUGAGCAGCUGGAGCUCCCCACACCCAGCGAGGAUAGCAUGCCACCAGUGCCCUCAGCCCCCACUGCCCCCCAGGAGGGGGCCAAUCCUGUUCCCAGCCCCAUCCAGCCCACCCGCCGGCUGAUCCGCCUCUCCAGCCCAGAACGCCAGCGCUUGUCCUCCCUUCACCUUAGCCCUGACCCAGAAACAGAGCCCCCGCCCAAGCCCCCCCGCAGCUGCUCCACCUUGGCCCGCCAGGCCCUGGAAGCCAGCUUUGUGGGUUGGGGAGUGCCAGCACAGGGACCUCAAGGGCUCCCUAGCUCAGUUCUUGUGGACAUGGAGGAGGAAGAAGGGAGUUCCCUCUCAAGUGAAGAGGAGGAAGAGGAAGAUGUAGCUUUGGACUCAGACCUGGAGCAGGCCCUGCUCUCCUUGGCCAAGAACUCAGGCACCAUGAACAAGUACCCAACAUGGCGCCGGACUCUGCUGCGCCGUGCCAAGGAGGAGGAGAUGAAGAGGUUCUGCAAGGCCCAGGCCAUCCAGCGGCGACUAAAUGAGAUUGAGGCUGCCCUGAGGGAGCUGGAGGCCGAGGGGGUGAAGCUGGAGCUGGCCUUGAGAAGCCAGAGCAGUUCCCCAGAACAGCAAAAGACACUGUGGUUAGAACAGCUGCUACAACUUGUUCAGAAGAAGAACAGCCUAGUGGCGGAGGAAGCUGAGCUUAUGAUCACGGUGAAGGAGCUGAACCUGGAGGAGAAGCAGUGGCAGCUGGACCAGGAACUACGAAGCUACAUGAACCGGGAAGAAACCCUAAAGACAGCUGCUGACCAGCAGGCCGAAGACCAGGUCUUGAGGAAGCUGGUGGAUGUGGUGAACCAGCGAGAUGCCCUCAUCCGCUUCCAGGAGGAGCGCAGGCUCAGCGAGCUGGCCUCAGCAGGUGGAGCCCAGGGCUAGAGGAGGGUGGGCUGCCUGCCUCCUUCUCCAAAGGGAAGAUGCUCACUGCACCUCUCCCAGCUGGGUGCCUGAACACCAGACCUGAUGUCACACCAUCUCACCCCAGGACAGCACCACCCCUGCUUGGCUGGGCGGCCUGGGAGAGGACCUCACUGUUUGUAAUAAAAAAUGUUUGUCACAAA